AUGCUGGCGGCCAGAUGGCCUAGUCCCCUGGCGGAGGGCCUGCUCAUGCCUGUGCUCAUGCCUGGACCCUCGCACGCCUGCAGCAGGACCCCCGCAAACCCCGCCUGGACCCUCGCACGCCUGCAGCAGGACCCCCCCAAACCCCGCCUGGACCCUCGCAGGCCUGCAGCAGGACCCCCGCAAACCCCGCCUGGACCCUCGCACGCCUGCAGCAGGAGCCCCGCAAACCCCGCCUGGACCCUCGCACGCCUGCAGCAGGACCCCCGCAAACCCCGCCUGGACCCUCGCAGGCCUGCAGCAGGACCCCCGCAAACCCCGCCUGGACCCUCACACGCCUGCAGCAGGAGCCCCGCAAACCCCACCUGGACCCUCGCACGCCUGCAGCAGGACCCCCGCAAACCCCGCCUGGACCCUCGCACGCCUGCAGCAGGACCCCCGCAAACCCCGCCUGGACCCUCGCAGGCCUGCAGCAGGACCCCCGCAAACCCCGCCUGGACCCUCGCACGCCUGCAGCAGGACCCCCCCAAACCCCGCCUGGACCCUCGCAGGCCUGCAGCAGGACCCCCGCAAACCCCGCCUGGACCCUCGAACGCCUGCAGCAGGAGCCCCGCAAACCCCGCCUGGACCCUCGCACGCCUGCAGCAGGACCCCCGCAAACCCCGCCUGGACCCUCGCAGGCCUGCAGCAGGACCCCCGCAAACCCCGCCUGGACCCUCGCACGCCUGCAGCAGGACCCCCCCAAACCCCGCCUGGACCCUCGCACGCCUGCAGCAGGACCCCCGCAAACCCCGCCUGGACCCUCGCACGCCUGCAGCAGGACCCCCGCAAACCCCGCCUGGACCCUCGCACGCCUGCAGCAGGACCCCCGCAAACCCCGCCUGGACCCUCGCAGGCCUGCAGCAGGACCCCCGCAAACCCCGCCUACAGCUUGCAGGCCGUGGGGCUGAGGCCCAGCUGCUCAGCCAGCUCCCCUACUUCCAGCCACCCAGUCGCCUCUGGCUUCCUGUCCUGUGGGCCCUGCUGUGCGGGUCCUCCCUGGCCUUCCGGAAUCCUCCACAUCACUCCCAUGACCAUUCCGUGACCCGUCCAUCCCAUGACCCGUCAUUCUGUCGGCAUGUGCUGUGGUCUGAAUGUUGA
This is a messenger RNA of Sciurus carolinensis (gray squirrel), 1137 nucleotides long. RefSeq names its product proline-rich protein HaeIII subfamily 1-like. The record is from RefSeq and is a predicted model, not a curated record. Bases 1 to 1137 code for a protein of 378 amino acids. The transcript has a single exon. Lineage: Eukaryota; Metazoa; Chordata; Mammalia; Rodentia; Sciuridae.